CUUGUAAAGACAGGAAUCACGUUGCGUCGGAGGUUUUCACGCGGAGUCGACGAAAGGAAAACAUGGCCUCGUUGUUGCGGUCAAGUAAAUUUGUGCGUUAUUUCGCCGGUUUUGCACGGAAUGUCGUGUUUAACACGGCCCGCGAAUCCGAGAGCAGCCUGGUACAGCAAACACAGUGCUUGUGUGGAAAUUUCACGAGUGGAUUUGCUACGGCUGCGGCGAAUAGCACGAGUGGCUUGGAUCGCUCACUGAAACGCCUGGAUGAGGAUGUGCGUCGAUCGGGUCGAAUAUCACGGCGCGAUCUGGAGGAAGUGCUCGAGGAGAUCCGCCAGAACCGGUCAGCUAGCAGCGCGCAAUCCCUGCUCGUCAUCCGAUGCUGUGGCAACCUGGUCCCGGAAGAGCUGCCGGAGGUGAGGACGGCUUUGGUGCAGGAAAUAUGGAAAACUCUGAAGCGCUUGAACGUGACGAUGGACGUCUCGCACUACAACGCUCUGCUGCGCGUCUACUUGGACAACGAGCAUUCGUUUUCGCCCACGGAGUUCCUGGCCGAUCUGCAAUCGAACGGCAUCGAACCAAACCGGGUAACGUAUCAGCGGCUCAUAUCGCGCUACUGCCAGCAGGGUGACAUCGAGGGGGCUACCAAGAUCCUGGAAUUCAUGCGCGAGAAGCAGCUUCCGGUGAACGAGUACGUGUUCAACGCGCUCAUCAUGGGCCACUCGCAGGCAGAUGAUCUGGAAUCGGCCACCGGUAUCCUGGCGGUGAUGGCACAGGCUGGCUUGCAACCAUCGGCCGACACGUACACGACGCUGCUGUGUGGUUAUGCCCGCAAGGGUGAUAUCGAGUACAUCCUCAAAACGAUCGAGAGCUGCGAACAGAAGGAAGUGUUCCUGCUCGAUAAGGACAUUCUCGAGAUUGUGUACACGCUGGCGACGAACGGGCAUGCGGAGAAAGUGGAUCCACUGUUGGAGCGUAUUCGACGGCAGGCGGGGUACAAUCAGGAUGCCGUUAAUGUGAUCCUGCGUCUCAUCAACAAAGCACAGGAAGAGGUCAGCCUGAAGCUGCUGCGCACGAUGCCACGCGCAUCGAAAGGCGAUGGAGAGCUGGCGAACACGGGCGGGUUCCUGGUACGCCAGCUUGUGCGUGCUCAGCGUCCGGCGGAAAAGCUUGUUGCCAUCUGUCGUGAGCUGCAGGAGAGUGGGAUGAACGAUCGCGCUUUCCUGGUGGCGCUCGAAACCGCUCUCAAGGCCGGUUCGGUUGAGACGAGUUUUGCGCUGCUCAAAGAGUUGGCCACACAGCAGCAACCGAUUCGGCAGCAUUUCUUCUGGCCCCUGAUGUGCGGUAAUCGUGCCAAAAUGUCACAGGAAGCACGCACGGAGAACGUGCUGCUCGUGCUGCGCACAAUGAUGGAGGAGUUUAACAUCCACCCGAGCAGUGAAACGAUCCGCGACUAUGCCAUCCCCAACAUGCCGGUGACCAACAGCGAAAUUGCGAUCCAACUUUUGCGCAGUGUCGGUAUUUCGUCGGCCGUCGCUAGCAGCAGCUGUGCCCACCAUGCGCUCGAGCGUAACAAUCUGAAGGAAGCGGCAAACAUUGCGGGACGCUAUCGGGCGUACUAUUCACCGGGAGUGUUCCGGAAACCGCUCGUGCAAGCCCUCGCACAAUCUCGAGACUACGACUCGUACAUACGCUUCUCGCGCUCACUCUAUGAUGGACUCAAGCGAUCGCGCUCAUCGGAGGAUGAAACGGCGGAAGGAGCGGUGGAAGGUGUCGAUUCCAGCUCCGGCAGAAACGCCGAUGCCUUCCAGGGAGAAACGUUGGGCUGCAUGUUGUACGAUGUGGUGACAACUUUCAAGACCGAUCGUGUCGAGGUCCUCGAGCGAUUGCUUACUGGUUUCGUCAACCAGGGUCUCACGAUCAGCGGGGAAUUGGCGGAGCGAAUCCAGGAACGGCUCAGUGCUGAACUGACAUCGGAAAUCUCGUCCAUGCUUUCGAAACUGGCGGCCGGUGAUCUGCAACCGGUCGAAGUAGAACGCCCCGCAAUCGGCAAUCAGCGCUCGAGACAAGCCAAUACGGCCAGCAACCUUUCCGUGCCACAACUGGAACGGCUGAUCGCUGAUCUGGAGAAACGAAAGGAGAAUGCCAACGGGCUGAAAGCUCAGCUGAUCCGUUCGGCCAUUCGAUCGAACGAUGUGCCGAAGGUGGUGGAAGUGGUACAGCGCCUGGAGUCCGAAAACUAUGUCAUCAGCCCGGCAAUCUACGGACAGGUGAUGGAGCUGUACGCUACGAACGGUAAACUCGAGGAAGCAUUCGAGCUACUGAAGCGAGUGAAAUCGAAGCAGCCCGAUUUUGUGCUCGAUCGCAUAAAGGUAGUACGCUUCGCCCAGGGCCUGCUUGAAGCGGAACGUUUCGAUGAGGCCUUGCGCUUCCUCCAGGAGCAUGCAUCCAACAAACCGACAUCAUCACCAUCAGCAGUAGAACAGACCACUGAAGGCAACGAAUCGGAGAAAGCUGAACCGGUGGAUUUCGUGUACAACAGUGCCUGCUGGCGCUUGUUAAACAUUCUGGCGGAGAAGGGUAAUGUGGAGCAAGUGGGCAGUCUGUUCGAUCAUUUGAUCGCUCAGCGCUACAUCAAACCGCAAAACAUUUUCCUCGGAGCACUCAUCAAGGUGCACCUGGUGAAGGAUGAUCUGCCCAGCGCCAUGACUGCGUUCGAGCAAAUUUGCCAGCGAUACCGUGCGACUCCGUGGAAGACAGAGCUGACGUGCCGGUUGAUACAGGCCGAAGAUGCAGCCAACUUGCAGCGGUUAACGGAUCUGAGCACGGAGGUGCACGGCGAAGUGAACAGUCUGUAUGAUCUCGUGUUUGCAUUCGUCGACUGUGGCCGUAUUCGGCAGGCGAGGAAAAUUCUUGAAACCCCAGGACUUAGGACACGCUAUCAGCGCAUACAGACGGCCUGCGAACGCUAUCAGCAGGAGGGCAAAACCUCAAGCCUGGAGGGAUUAAUGGAAGCAACCAAAGAUCUCAAUCACAUCGAUCGCGGCGAAAUUUAUCACAAGCUGCUGCAAAGCUACAUCAACGAGCGAGACGCGGAUAAAGCACUUGGACUGUGGACGCGUAUGCAGGAAGAAAGUGUAUCGCCAUCGGAUGCGUUCCUUACAGAACUGGCGAGCUUCUUGACGACGAAUGGGUACGAUGUUCCUUUUGCCGUUCCGGAAGCGCCUAAGGCCAAGUCAGCGAGCAAGGGAACCAGCAAGGCUGCUCCAGCAGCUGCCACGAAACGUAGUCAACAGCCACAACCACAACUGGCACCUGCCGUAAAGGAUUUGAAACAGGCGAUCAAAUUAAAUGAUGCUGACCGUAUUUUGGCCGCAUACGAAGCGGUCGGUCCGAACGAGAAGUUAAACCUUACCGAACAGUCGGCCAUCAUUGAAGCGCUCAUCAAUCGCGAUCGACUUGGGGAAGCCACGAAGAAGGUGAUGAGCAUUCUCGAGCAGAAUCUGUUCCCUAUUCCGCGAACGUUCAAGUACUUCCUCAACAAGCUGGCGAACGCGGGUGAUGUGGCGACGUUCGAGCGGAUCUCGGGCCUCAUCUCGGACGAUUUAAAACGGCAAGUUUCCUUUGAUAACAGAUUUUGCCACGCUAACGUUGCCGGUGGCAACGCGGAACAGUAUCUGCGCGGCUUGGAACAAGCUUGCGAGCAGCUGAAGAGCAAGGAGGAAGCGAUCGUCGCCGCGAAGCACUUCCCCGUUGGUGGAGCGUCCGGUAUCCUCUCUAAACAUCCUGAACUACACGAGCGAUACCUUCAGCUGGCCGAACAGUACGCCAAAUGGGACCUGUUGGCACCGAUCAAUGCACUCUGGAUACACUACUUCAUUGCGGGCGAAUCGGACAAGGCGAACGCAAUCUGGGAUCGGCAUUUGGCACAAAGCUCGCGCAUCAUGUUCCAAAAGGUGAUACAGUUGGCCCGAGACACCAAAGAUGAUGCUCUCUGUCGACGAUUGCUGGAGCAGCUGCAGGAUUCAAAGAUUUCCGAGAAGGGUAAGGGCCUGAUAUACAGCUGCCUUAUCGAUACGCUGGUCGCAAAGCAGCAACCGGAACAAGGACUGUUGGCGCUCGAGGCGGCUCUGAAGGAAACCUGCCUUGACAAUGUUAACCGGACGGCACUGAAGCGACUUAGUGAUAGUUUGUCCGCAAAGGGAUUACCUUUCCCGUACGCCAUACCGGCAAAAUCGGCCAAGGCCGCUGAACCAUCGUCCACCAGUAGCAGUGACAGCGACAGCGAAAGCAGCAGUGACGAGGAGGCAAAGAAAAAGGCCGCGCAGGCACAAGGCGGGAAACAGGAGAGUACUAAAAAAUCGUAAAAGUUUCGAAUUUUAAAGUAUAAGGUAAUAUAGUAGCGGAGCGGAACAGUAACCAAACUAAGCUGAAAUCAUCAAAACAUAUAAUGAAAGUUGGUGUAUUAACACGGAGGGGAAUCCAUUUGCAUUAGUCGACCCGAUAGUUGAAGUGAGUGCUUGAAGACACGCAUUUUCUUUGCGUUUUUGUUCAUCAUCGAUACGUUUACGAUGUGUAGUAGUGAAGCCUAAUAAAACCUCGGUUUAAAACAAA
Anopheles aquasalis is the source of this 4608-nucleotide messenger RNA. RefSeq names its product bicoid stability factor (gene bsf). Gene Ontology annotation, molecular function: protein binding; mRNA 3'-UTR binding. Gene Ontology annotation, cellular component: nucleus; mitochondrion. Lineage: Eukaryota; Metazoa; Arthropoda; Insecta; Diptera; Culicidae. Gene Ontology annotation, biological process: regulation of mitochondrial translation. The record is from RefSeq and is a predicted model, not a curated record.